ACGAACAAAGCUCACCUACUAACAUUUGCGCCACGACGAUGCAUCGUCGUCUUCCCUUUCUAAUAUUCCUCUAUAACUUACUAAGCAUCACCCAAGCCCAGCUAGAUGUUCCCGGUGUAAGGCUGAACCGCAGCUCGCUGCUGCGAACAUUCACACCCGGAAGCUGCUCGGACGGAACCGGGCGGACAUCCGUCUGUAGCAGUUGUUCGUCACAGUCGCUUUGCUUCGGAGGAAAUGCCAUCGCGGAAGUACCCUGCCCGGGAUCCAAUCCGUACUGUAAUCCGGGCAGCGUGGAAACCAGCUGUUCCAGUUCGCCCGCGGCAGGAUGUGGAUCCACCGGAUCCCAAGUGAACGCGAUCGUGUGUCCGGCUCUUGGCGUGCUUCCGGAUCCAUCAAAUUGCAACGUGUACCACGUGUGCCGUAACCUGCAGCAAAACUCAGACGUAUAUCAGUGUCCUCCGGGGUACCACUUCAAUCUGACGACCAAGUGGUGCCGAUCGGACCAAGUGGAUCAGUGUGUUCGCAUCACCUGUGGGACGACCAGUGGAUUCGUGUACUACGGAAACUCCCGGCAAUAUUUUGCACUUUGUGUAGUUGCCAAUGGUGUAACGACGCCGUACAUCUUUAAGUGUCCGGAUAGAUCUACGUUCAGCGUGAAUACGAAUAGUUGUGUCUACCAGUGUGCCGGACAGGGUAACUUUGUGAAUUCCAAUGACCCGUCGAGCUUCUACCAGUGCUAUUUGGCCAACGGAAGCUAUGUGGUGACGCUGCAAAGAUGCCCGACCGGUACGGUGUUCAAUGAGUCAUUGCAGUAUUGCUCUUAGAAAUUAUAUAAAAAACAAGAAAAAAAAAGAUUUAUAAAAAUAUAUUUGCAUUCAGUAGUGUCAUCGAGGUUACCUCAAGUAACUCAUUGAGUAAUCAACUCUUCAGAUAAAAAACAUGUUUAUUACUCUCAAUAAACUAUGAAAAAUUUCUAAGGUUCUACGAA
Molecule: messenger RNA, 988 nt
Organism: Aedes albopictus (Asian tiger mosquito)
Lineage: Eukaryota; Metazoa; Arthropoda; Insecta; Diptera; Culicidae
Exons: 2
Coding region: 39-824 (261 amino acids)
Cellular component (GO): extracellular region
Molecular function (GO): chitin binding
Source: RefSeq, a predicted model, not a curated record